Molecule: messenger RNA, 1774 nt
Organism: Salvia hispanica
Lineage: Eukaryota; Viridiplantae; Streptophyta; Magnoliopsida; Lamiales; Lamiaceae
Product: xylan glycosyltransferase MUCI21-like
Molecular function (GO): glycosyltransferase activity
Source: RefSeq, a predicted model, not a curated record
UGCUUACACAACUCAAAUUCGUCUCCUAUCUGUCUCUCUCAGAAUAUACAGCAACAAAGGAACACACCACACCUCCCUUCUUCUUCCCUAAAACCACAUUUCAUAUAUUCCUCUUCUCUCUCUCUCUCUCUCUCUCUUUCUUUGUAUUGUAAGAGCAAAAAUGGUAAAAUACCAGAAAAAUUUUCUGCACAGCCAGUGGAGAAAAGGCAAAGAAUACGUGUUGAUUGUAGAUGAAGAUUCCGGCCUUGGAUUAAUGUGUUCCUCUCACAAGAGAUUCAAGCCCAAGUUUCUAUAUUUCGCAUUUUUCGCCCUCGUUUCUUGCAUCUUGCUCUUGUUUCCUAUGCUCUUUUCCCUCACCUCCACCUUCUCUCUCUUCUAUGAAUCUGAUAGAGGUGUCAAGGGUUUCCUCUGCUCCUCUCUUCCCAACGAUACUCUUUGUUGUGAUAGAAGUAGCACAAGGUCAGAUACAUGUGUGAUGAAAGGGGAUUUGAGAACUCACCCUGCCUCCUCAUCCAUCACCCUCUACCGUUCCGGUGGCCCUAACGCCACCGGAACGGCCCCAUCCGACAAGGAGGAGGAGGUAAUCCAGCAUGAAAAGAUUAGGCCCUACACAAGAAAAUGGGAAGCCCAUGUCAUGGACACCAUUGAUGAGCUAGACCUCCUUGUCAGGAGUGGCUCGGGCCCCCACCACGCCUGUGACGUCCGCCAUGACGUCCCGGCUGUGUUCUUCUCGACCGGAGGCUUCACGGGAAACCUCUACCACGAGUUCAAUGAUGGGAUCAUCCCCCUCUACAUAACCUCCCAACAAUUCAACAAGAAGGUUGUGUUUGUGAUUCUUGAGUAUCACAACUGGUGGAUCACAAAGUAUGGCGACAUACUGUCACAGCUCUCCGAUUUCCCACCUAUUGAUUUCAGCAACGACACGAGGGUCCACUGCUUCCCCGAGGCCAUCAUGGGAUUGAGAAUCCACGAUGAGCUCAGCGUUGAUCCUGCCUUGAUGGAAGGAAAGAACAGGACCAUAUCCGACUUUCACGAUCUCUUGGACCUUUCCUACCUGCCUCGUAUCAGCAGCCUUGUUCAGAACGAGGAGCGUGAGGCGGCUGAGGCGGGAAUAGUGACACGGGAACACAGUUUAACCAGGCCUAAACUGGUCAUAGUAGCCAGGAACGGGUCAAGGGCGAUAACCAAUCAAGAUGCAUUGGUGAAACUUGCAGAGGAGAUUGGAUUCUUUGUGGAAGUUCUCAGGCCUGAGAGGAGCACCGAGCUUGCUAAAAUCUACCGCGUUCUCAACUCAAGCGACGUCAUGGUUGGGGUCCACGGUGCUGCCAUGACUCACUUCCUUUUCAUGAAGCCCGGUUCGGUGUUCAUUCAAGUCAUACCACUAGGUACAGACUGGGCUGCAGCUACUUACUAUGGGGAGCCCGCGAUGAAGCUCGGGUUGAACUACAUUGGCUACAAGAUUCUAGCUAAAGAGAGCUCAUUGUAUCAAGAUUACAGCAAGGAUGAUCCUAUACUGAUGGAUCCAGACAGUGUGAACAAAAAGGGAUGGGAAUUCACCAAGAAGAUCUAUCUUGAUUCCCAAGAUGUGAGGUUGGAUCUUCGGAGGUUUCAGAAGCGAUUGCUUCGCGCAUACUACUUCACCAGAGCUCGAAAAAACCGGCCUUUGCGCCGUCUGUCUGUGUAAACACAUUCUUUUGUUUAGUGUAGCCUCACUUUUGUAAAGAUUAGUGUAAUGCCAUUUGUACAUCAAACUACUUACUGCAUUGUUUGUUUA